GUUUAUUACCGCCAAGCCGCACGCAAGUAAACAUCAUUGUGUCAAAAGUUCUCAAAGAAUUUCCCAACUUUAGAUCAUUUGCGAUUUUUUCUUAAAAUAUCAGUGAAAAUACGCUACUUUUAAUCCCUUUCGAUCCUAGCGAGUGCAGUUUCAAUUGACCGCGUACCAAUAAAACUGGAAAAAUGGUCGUCCGCGAGUACAACGAGGAGCUGAAGUACAUCGAGAAGAUUUCUCCGAACAGCUACCUCAUCAAAAAGGGAUUCCAGCCGAACAUGAAUGUGGAAGGAAUCUUCUACGCCAACAGCAAGCUGGAACGGUUGAUGUUCGACGAGCUGCGGAACUCUUGCCGGCCGGGGAUGACCGGCGGAUUUCUACCGGGAGUCAAGCAGAUUGCCAAUGUGGCCGCCCUGCCCGGAAUUGUGGGCCGGUCGGUCGGGCUACCGGACAUCCAUUCGGGUUAUGGGUUUGCCAUCGGAAACAUGGCAGCGUUCGACAUGAGCAAUCCGGUGUCGAUCGUUUCUCCGGGAGGAGUCGGAUUCGAUAUCAACUGCGGCGUCCGACUGUUGCGUACGAAUCUUUUCGAAAAGGACGUUAAACCGGUCCAGGAACAGUUGGCCCAGAGCUUGUUCGAUCACAUUCCCGUUGGCGUGGGAUCGAAGGGAAUCAUUCCGAUGAAUGCUCACGAUCUGGAGGAAGCGCUGGAGAUGGGCAUGGAUUGGUCUUUGCGAGAGGGUUACGUUUGGGCCGAAGAUAAGGAACACUGCGAAGAGUACGGAAGGAUGCUGAACGCUGAUCCGAGCAAAGUCAGUAUGCGGGCCAAGAAGCGAGGUUUACCACAGUUGGGAACGUUGGGCGCAGGAAAUCACUAUGCCGAGAUCCAGGUCGUGGAGGAGAUCUACGACAAGUUUGCCGCCAGUAAGAUGGGAAUUGAAGAGCUGGGCCAAAUUUGUGUGAUGAUUCACUCGGGAAGUCGUGGAUUUGGUCAUCAGGUCGCAACGGACGCUUUGGUGGAGAUGGAGAAGGCCAUGAAGAGAGACAAGAUUGAGACCAACGAUCGACAGUUGGCAUGUGCCCGAAUCAACUCUGUUGAAGGGCAAAACUACCUCAAAGCUAUGGCUGCGGCGGCAAACUUCGCAUGGGUAAACCGUAGUUCCAUGACAUUCCUGACCCGUCAGGCGUUUGCCAAGCAGUUCAACACCACUCCUGACGAUUUGGAUAUGCAUGUGAUUUACGACGUGUCGCACAACGUGGCCAAGAUGGAGGAACACAUGGUAGAUGGACGUCCCAAACAACUGCUGGUUCAUCGCAAGGGAUCAACUCGAGCUCUACCGCCUCAUCACCCGUUGAUUCCAGUCGAUUAUCAACUGACCGGUCAGCCCGUUCUGAUUGGAGGUUCAAUGGGUACGUGCAGCUUUGUCCUGACCGGUACCGAGAAAGGAAUGGCCGCAACUUUCGGAUCCACCUGUCACGGAGCAGGGCGCAGUUUAUCUCGGGCCAAGUCGCGUCGUAAUUUGGACUACAAGGAUGUGCUGAGGGAUUUGGAAGCGAAGGGAAUCGCCAUUCGCGUUGCAUCGCCGAAGCUCGUACAGGAAGAAGCACCGGAUUCGUACAAGGAUGUAAGGGAUGUGGUGCAGACUUGUCAUGAUGUGGGCAUCAGUGCCAAAGCCAUCAAAUUGAGACCGAUUGCCGUAAUCAAGGGAUAAAGAUAAGGAAAGUUCUCGAUUUUGUGUACGGUUGGAAUGCAUUUUCAAUAUGAGUGAAUAUUUAAGGUAAUGUAACCAAAUAAUGACAUUCUUAUAAUAUAUGGAACAAAAAAUA
Aedes aegypti (yellow fever mosquito) is the source of this 1818-nucleotide messenger RNA. It is a transcript of the gene RtcB, whose product is annotated as tRNA-splicing ligase RtcB homolog. Bases 183 to 1703 code for a protein of 506 amino acids. Gene Ontology annotation, cellular component: tRNA-splicing ligase complex; nucleus. The transcript has 2 exons. NCBI's taxonomy places the organism in Eukaryota, Metazoa, Arthropoda, Insecta, Diptera, Culicidae. The record is from RefSeq and is a predicted model, not a curated record. Gene Ontology annotation, molecular function: RNA ligase (ATP) activity. Gene Ontology annotation, biological process: tRNA splicing, via endonucleolytic cleavage and ligation.